AUGGGUGGAUAUCGUCCCAGACGUGUUUCCAUCUCCCAGUACGAGCAACUAACGGCAGCAGCUGCGGAAGGACUGAAAAGAGAGUCCUCAAAGUCAGCCGGAAUGCCGUUGAAAGUCUCAACCCCUCGAGCUAAAACACCAUUGGCGGGAAGCUCGAGAAUUGAGCAUUCAAUGAUCUCACCAUCGAAUAUCGGCAUAUCUCCACCUUUACGAUCUCCUCCACGAGGGCAUGAUGCGACACACCAUGCCGCGCCACGCGUGGGAUCUCCUCCAUCAGUAAUUCAAGUGAAACGAGCUCGAACGGUAGCUGUUGCACCUGGUGCGAAAGAGGGAGUGAUCGCUGCAGCUGUGCCCAGCUCAUCAGCUGGUUUACCUACGACUAUUUAUAUAGCUGCGCCGCAUCCACAUGAAAAAGUCAUAGUGACACCGCCACAGAAGAUCGUUUCUCCGAAGGUGAGUACGUCCAUCUUUUGGCUUAGAAUUGACCCUCAGUGGCGUUUGAUUGUCUCAUCGCUGAAAGGCAUCGUCCACAAAAAAUCCGAGGAAAUAAGACUUUGAUG
Cylicostephanus goldi is the source of this 560-nucleotide messenger RNA. The record is from the annotation of a GenBank genome assembly. NCBI's taxonomy places the organism in Eukaryota, Metazoa, Nematoda, Chromadorea, Rhabditida, Strongylidae.